GAAGUGAGCUACUGCCAAGGGAUGAGCCAGAUCGCAGCCAUCCUCCUGAUGUACUUAAAUGAAGAGGAUGCCUUUUGGGCACUGGCCCAGCUGCUGACCAACCAGCGGCAUGCCAUGCACGGUUUUUUCAUUCCUGGGUUCCCGAAGCUGCAGAGAUUUCAAGCUCAUCAUGAGCAGAUUUUAAGCAAACUGUUUCCCAAACUGAAGAAGCACAUGGACAAGGAGCAGAUGACUACGGGGAUUUACACGACCAAGUGGUUCCUGCAGUGUUUCAUUGACCGGACCCCCUUCACCCUCACCUUGCGGCUGUGGGAUAUCUACAUCCUGGAAGGAGAGCGGGUGCUGACAGCCAUGGCUUACACCAUCCUCAAACUGCACAAAAAGCGCUUGCUGAAGAUGACGCUGGAAGAUUUACGGGAGUUUCUGCAGGAGAAAAUUGCUGCUUCCCUGCAGUAUGAGGACGACGCCGUCAUCGAGCAGCUACAGGUGUCUAUGACCGAGCUGCGCAAGAUGAAAUUCGACCUCCCCCCGCCAGCAAAGCCUGAGGAGUUCCCACGGAAACCCCUGGGCCUGGAGCUCUCCCUCAACCCAGUAGCCUUGAAGGGCAGCAUGGCAGCCAACGGCCAGAAUGGCCGGAUGUGCGAACAACGCCUGGAUGGGGAGCCCCAUCCCCACAGAG
This is a messenger RNA of Leptosomus discolor (cuckoo roller), 679 nucleotides long. The record is from RefSeq and is a predicted model, not a curated record. Lineage: Eukaryota; Metazoa; Chordata; Aves; Leptosomiformes; Leptosomidae.